CUGAUCAUCUGGCAAGUCAACUGCCGAUUGUUCGACCAGUCGUCUAAAUGACAAAUUGACGAUCAUGAUAAAUGAGAGUAAAACCGAUUGUUCGAUUAACAGAAAUUCGGAUCACAGCAAAUUCGAUUUAUAAAUAAUUUCACUUUUUACAAACACAACCAGUCAACCCAGUAAACAAACAACCGGUCGUGCCGGUGUCAGUUUCCUUGGUCUUCUGUCAGUCACCGUCGACGCCUCGUCUACGAUGGACUUUCUUAGUUGAGAGGGUUUUGCGUGCGAAAAGAUUGUUCUGAUCUCAACCACAAAAAAAUGGAAACAACAAAAUUUCAGUUUAGUUAUUGAAAUCUGCACUCUUUUACAGAUUCAACCACCGAUUGCUUAAUUUACCCUCGUUUUCCACGUUGCCUCUCUACUGCUUGUUUUUUAAUCACAGUAAGGGAACUAGUAAAUUUGUUUGAUGGGAAUGUCAUCUGGAUCAAACAGCCACUACCAACCUUCACCAAAUAUGAAUCCUGCACAUCAGCUACCGCGAGCCGGUGGAUUGCACACGUCCCUACUCCUAGCAUCUGCAAAUGCACCUGGCUCACCUGAUCCUCUGGGACCUCGAUCAAAUUACAAUCAGGUUCGGGAGUUCCCUGCUGAGAGUGCCAGUUCGAGAGAAACCUGGCCAACAGCUGAUGCUAUUAUGGCAAAUAAGCUAGAAAAUGCAAGAGUAGAGACUGAUCUUGCUGAACAGCCAGUCAUUCGUAGGGUUUCCAAAUCGAACAACAUUUCUCUUCAGGACAUAGCGAGAGAAAGAGUUGAUCUAAUUUCUGAAAAGAUGCAUUCGCUGUCGGAAGAGAUUCUAGAAGAAUUAAAAGGCAGGCUUCACGUAAUUCUUGAGGGAAAUGGUGGGUCUCAGCAUAGGGAGGAAUUUUUUAUUUUGCAAGGCCUUGUACAAAGUAGGUCUGAUUUGACUGCCAAGACGUUGAUUAGAGCGCAUCAUACUCAGCUGGAAAUUCUUGUUGCUAUAAACACAGGAAUUCAAGCAUUCCUACAUCCAACUAUUAGCCUCUCUCAGACUUCCUUAAUUGAGGUUUUCGUUUAUAAGCGAUGUAGAAAUAUUGCAUGCCAAAAUGAGCUUCCAGCAGGUGACUGUGCCUGCGAAAUAUGCACCAAUAGGAAAGGCUUCUGCAAUCUCUGCAUGUGCGUGAUCUGUAACAAGUUUGAUUUUGAAGUGAAUACGUGCCGUUGGAUUGGUUGUGAUUUGUGUUCUCAUUGGACUCAUAUUGAUUGUGCGAUUCAUGAGAAACACAUUGGUAUGGGCCCUUCUAAGAGUGGAGCUGUUCCUGGUGAGAUGCUUUUUAGGUGCUGGGCAUGCAAGAGGGCAUCUGAACUAUUAGGCUGGGUUAAAGAUGUAUUCCAACAGUGUGCACCGAAUUGGGACCGGGAAGCUCUCAUAAGGGAACUCGAUUCUGUGAGUAGGAUCUUUGGGGGAAGUGAGGACCCUGCAGGGAGGAAGCUUUUUUGGAAGUGUGAGGAGCUCAUAGAAAAAUUGAAGGGUGGAGCUGCGGAGUCAAUUGCAUGCAGAGUUAUAUUAAUGUUCUUCCAAGAACUUGAUAUGGACUCAUCAAGAAAUCCAGAAUCUGGAGAAGAUAGACGUGUGAUAGCUCCACAGGAGGCAUGCAACCAAAUUGCUGAGGUGGUGCAGGAGGCAUUGAAGAAAAUGGAAAUGGUGGCUGAUGAGAAGAUGAGGAUGUUCAAGAAAGCACACCAGGCACUGGAGGCUAGUGAACUUGAGCUCGAUGAGAAGGCUAGGGAAGUUGCUGAAUUAAAGUUGGAGAGACAACGGAAGAAACAGCAAAUAGAUGAGUUGGAGAGCAUUGCGAGGCUUAAACAGGCUGAGGCUGAUAUGUUUCAGCUUAAGGCUGAUGAGGCUAGACAAGAGGCUGAGAGGCUGCAGAGGAUUACUCUUGCCAAGGCAGCGAAAUCAGAAGAAUAUGCCAAGAAAUACCUGGAACUCCGGUUGAAUGAGGCCGAAGCUGAGAAGCUGUAUCUUUUUCAGAAGAUUAGGCUACAAAAUGUACACAGUAUCUCCGUAAAGGAAGAAUGCCAAACAAAUGAGCAACUUCCUGUCAGGACGAUUCCCUGAGAGAUGCAUACAGGUUUGUAUUGUGUUUAAUUGAGCUGUAUGAUUAAUGAAAUACUGUGAUGCUGAGCAGUGUGUGAUUACAAUGGUAUGUUUGACCAUGUCAUAUUAUCAUUGGACUAUUUGCUUACCAAAAAUUCGUGAAUCACGUGUAUAUACAAAGUAUUUGUUUAUUUAUGUAUAUAUGAUUGCAUACUUGUCAAUCUUCUAUAUAUGUGUUUUGAUGUA
Molecule: messenger RNA, 2356 nt
Organism: Camellia sinensis
Lineage: Eukaryota; Viridiplantae; Streptophyta; Magnoliopsida; Ericales; Theaceae
Product: OBERON-like protein
Biological process (GO): maintenance of shoot apical meristem identity; regulation of gene expression; maintenance of root meristem identity
Cellular component (GO): nucleus
Source: RefSeq, a predicted model, not a curated record